Messenger RNA from Macrosteles quadrilineatus (aster leafhopper), 643 nucleotides. RefSeq lists its product as uncharacterized. NCBI's taxonomy places the organism in Eukaryota, Metazoa, Arthropoda, Insecta, Hemiptera, Cicadellidae. The coding region runs from base 19 to 486 and encodes 155 amino acids. The transcript has 3 exons. The record is from RefSeq and is a predicted model, not a curated record.
GCUAACUCAAUUAGCCGGAUGAACCUUCUUGACGAGAGCGGUCGGUCCCUAUGUAACGGGCCUACUUACUGGGCCACCAAGGUCAAUCAAGUCUGUACACUUGUAGCGGAACUUAGAGUAGAUACAGACUUUAGAUCUGAAGAAUUCAAAUGGAAAUGUGUGAUUGGUCAACCAAAAGGGUGGAACCUCCACCUGCUUCCAAAUUGGCUGGCGAAACUUCUUAAGCGGUGGAUAUUAAACAGGUUCCAGCACUACAGAAGAGAUCAAACUUUGUUCAAAAACUUUCAUCUUUGUGAAGGAUCCGAAGAAGGACAUCUGGUUCUUAGUAGACAGACAUGUAGCGGCACUCUAUUUAAAGCAUCCUCUAAGCGUUACAAUAUAGUCGUAAAUUCGUUGAGGAUGCCUAGUGAAAAGGUGAUGGAAAAGUUUUAUCUGUCGAACGGCUACGACCACCCUGGUACCUUGGGCCUAGAUUGCCGCGAAUGAUCCACUUUUUACUUCUCGGUGUUUGUGUAAGAAUUUUGUGUCUUUAAAAGCUACAUUUAUAUUUUUAAUUUUUAAGUGUACUUAAAUGAUUGCUUGUUACUUUAAGGCAGACGGUAUUAUCAGGUGAACAUAAAUUGUGAACGAGUAACAUAAAUAA